GCACACACAGUCCCCGGGCUUUGCACCCGGCGGUUGACCGUCCGACUCGACCGGGACCCGACGGGCAGCAUCGCGCGGCACGCCGCCACCACCACCAUCACCACCGUCACCGCCACUGCAGCCGCCGCCGCCACUCGUAACAGCGUUACGAGCUUGGUUAAAAGAAAGCUAUAAGAUUAUGUGAAGAGCAAAACAACUUUCUUCGAUAAGGCAAUAAGAACCGUAUUCGACUGGAAAAUUUGAACUUGCAGCUAAAGGAAUGUUUGAAGAAUGGCUGAGCCGAUGCCGCCAAUCCCGCCAACUCGUUUUAGUUAUAGUGGCAAUUGCAUUGCUCCUGGAUAAUAUGCUCCUCACUGUGGUAGUGCCGAUCAUGCCGGAAUUCCUUUAUGACAUUCAACACCCCGAUCAUCCUCUCAGUGUGACUAUACCGCCCGCCCCCACCAAUGAGUUACCCGUUCCACACGGUGACAUGUCCGGCCCCACAGGUAACGAAACGCAAUGGAAGGAAAAUGAAGCUACUCUCAAAAAGGAAAGACACGACGAUUUGGUUCACGAGACGGUUGCUGUGGGAAUCAUGUUUGCUUCCAAGGCCGUAGUGCAGCUUAUGGUAAACCCUAUCGUCGGACCUCUUACGCACAGGAUUGGCUACAGCAUCCCGAUGUUCGCUGGAUUUUUCAUUAUGUUUAUAUCCACAUUAAUAUUUGCUUUCGGGCGGAGCUAUUCGGUGUUGUUUUUGGCUAGAGCCCUUCAAGGGGUUGGAUCAUCUUGUUCGUCAGUCUCUGGAAUGGGCAUGCUAGCCGAACGUUACCCAGACGACCAGGAACGUGGAAACGCAAUGGGGAUCGCAUUGGGUGGUUUGGCUCUUGGCGUGUUGAUCGGUCCGCCGUUUGGAGGUUUUAUGUACGAAUAUGUGGGCAAAACCGCUCCAUUUUUAAUACUCUCGGCUCUGGCACUAGGCGAUGGAAUGUUACAACUUUUGCUUCUUCAACCCGGGGUGGUGAAAACUGAGGGAGAUCCUCCAUCAUUGAAAUCGCUGGUGAUGGAUCCUUACAUAAUCAUAGCGGCCGGUGCCAUAACAUUCGCCAACACUGGAAUUUCUAUGCUCGAACCGUCCCUGCCCAUAUGGAUGAUGGACACCAUGGGAGCUGGUAGAUUGAAGCAAGGAGUAACGUUUUUACCAGCCAGCAUCUCUUAUUUGAUCGGCACGAACUUGUUUGGACCUCUUGGACACCGCAUGGGAAGAUGGCUGGCCGCGAUGAUUGGAUUGGUUGUAAUUGGCAUAUGCUUGAUGAUAAUACCGACUGCGAGAGCGCUUAACGACUUGAUUGUACCGAACGCUGGACUUGGCUUUGCUAUUGGAAUGGUGGAUUCGUCGAUGAUGCCUGAACUUGGAUACUUGGUUGAUAUACGUCACUCGGCAGUGUACGGCAGCGUUUAUGCCAUUGGCGACGUCGCUUUCUGUCUUGGAUUUGCCAUAGGCCCGGCACUGAGUGGAACAUUGGUGAACACAAUCGGAUUUGAAUGGAUGUUGUUCGGUAUCGCCAUAAUCAACUUCAUGUACGCGCCUUUGCUGUACAUACUCCGCAGUCCGCCGACAAAGGAGGAAAAAAAAUCGUUGGUUACGGGUGAAAAAUCAUCUGUCCGCUACAUAUCCUAUCAAAGCGAGAACGACGACGAAUAAAUAAUCAACAGCUUCGAGAUUAAAUUAACGCUUGAACAAAACUACCACGCUUAAUUUCAUUCAAUCAAAGAUGAUCUAUUGAACAUCAUCUAAAAAAUAUAUAUAUAUAUAAUACCCAAUACAUCAUUAUUUAUAGUUGCCUACUAUGGACGUGAAGAGAACGAGUACUGAUUCAAAAGUGCCACAAUCAAUAAUUCGAAAAAUUAAACAUACCGGUGGUCUAAAAAUUGUUUGUACGCCUAUUUAAAACGACAUCCAAAAUGAUGCACGUGUUUAUCAGGAUAAAGUUUAACUCAUAACAACUUAACCGUGUAAACAGGUUUUGGUAAUAUAAGUAUAUGAUAAUACUCCAUGCGCUUAAACAGAUAAUAAUAAUUAUAAUACCACAUAUUAUACGAGCUACUUAAUAUACAAGAGUUACUUUGUAUUAUUAUUAUAUUAUAUUACAUUAUAUACAACAUAUUACUAUGCAAUACAACUAUUAUAUCCCGUGCAUUUGUUGUUUAGACAAAUAUUAUUAUUAUUAUUAUGUUAUAUUGUUAACGACGAAAUAUUAAACAAUCAUUAUUGCGAUAUUAUUAUUAUAUAAAAACG
Molecule: messenger RNA, 2275 nt
Organism: Adelges cooleyi (spruce gall adelgid)
Lineage: Eukaryota; Metazoa; Arthropoda; Insecta; Hemiptera; Adelgidae
Gene: Vmat
Product: synaptic vesicular amine transporter
Exons: 13
Coding region: 260-1681 (473 amino acids)
Biological process (GO): aminergic neurotransmitter loading into synaptic vesicle; transmembrane transport
Cellular component (GO): terminal bouton; synaptic vesicle membrane
Molecular function (GO): serotonin:sodium:chloride symporter activity
Source: RefSeq, a predicted model, not a curated record